Molecule: messenger RNA, 921 nt
Organism: Daucus carota subsp. sativus
Lineage: Eukaryota; Viridiplantae; Streptophyta; Magnoliopsida; Apiales; Apiaceae
Product: MYB-like transcription factor EOBII
Exons: 3
Coding region: 133-759 (208 amino acids)
Biological process (GO): regulation of DNA-templated transcription
Cellular component (GO): nucleus
Molecular function (GO): DNA-binding transcription factor activity; sequence-specific DNA binding
Source: RefSeq, a predicted model, not a curated record
UAUAAAACCCACACCCAUCACCAUUAUCUUCAUUAAACCACAUCCCACAGAGAUAAUUACAUAAUAUUUGUAAUAUCUAGUUGUCUAGCUCUGUCACUUGUGAUUUUAUAUUUCAUUGUGUUGUAUACUGCAAUGGAACGAAGCGUGUGCAACUCAUCUUCGCAGCAGGAAGUAGAUGUGAGGAAAGGGCCAUGGACUAUGGAGGAAGAUCUGAUUCUCAUCAACUACAUAGCUAACCAUGGGGAAGGUGUCUGGAACUCACUUGCUCGCUCCGCCGGGCUAAAACGUACGGGAAAGAGCUGCAGACUGAGGUGGCUAAACUACCUGAGGCCGGAUGUAAGGAGGGGUAAUAUUACAGCAGAGGAGCAACUCAUUAUCAUGGAACUCCAUGCUAAGUGGGGGAACCGAUGGUCUAAAAUUGCAAAGCACUUGCCAGGAAGAACCGAUAAUGAGAUAAAGAACUUCUGGAGGACCCGAAUCCAAAAGCAUAUCAAGCAAGCUGAGAAUUGCGCUGCACAAACUUGUAAUUCUACUUCUGAGAAUCACAUGAUCAACUAUAAUGAUCAAGCAAGCACAAGCCAGAUGUCUCCAUCCCCUCCUGAUCAUCACCAAGCAUUUGAUCAGAUGACGUACUCUCCGCCCGCGUAUCCCGGAAACCUAGAAAAUCUGCAGGCUCUCAGCUUUCCCACUGAACAGCCCAACGACAACAUGUGGAGCAUGGAGGAUUAUUGGUCUUUGCAGAUGCUCAAUGCUGAGUAAUCCAUGCACAUUUUUAUCUACUUAAAUAUCAACUAAUAAAUAUAAGUAUACUCAUAUGAUCAUUUAUACGAAUUACUAAUUAUAAUUACUCCUUAAGAUAUGUUAUCUAAUUCAGCUACACUUUGUAUCUUAAUCAGUAUAAAUAAUUGUUCUGAGCAAAUA